AUGCCAGGGCUGCUGGCUGCUUUCCGGGCCUUUUCCAAGGCCUUGCUUCUGCUGAGCAAUCUGACAGCAAAGCACCUCGAGGAACUCCAAGAUUGUCCUCGACAGAAGAGCUUGGCCCAAACUCUGCAGCUCCUUCGCAAGUGUGUUCCUUUGCUCCACGCAACCAAGCACAGCGAACUUAAACGCUCCUGGGACCUGCAAGUGAACCUCUCCAAAGAGCACGCUUUCCAGCUGACAGAGAGGACCAUCAAAGAACUCACUUCCCUGCUCAGUGACAACACAGGCAGCAAGGAGCCACGGGACAGAAGCGGGAUCUUCUCCCAGCAUGUGAGCAGGCUGCUGGCGCUCCUCUCUCACCCAGACCCGGUGCACCUCUCCGACAGCAAGUUCAGCACUCACGUGGAAGCCGUCAUUUUCUACUGCAUGCUUCUAGCAGACUCCUCCAGGCCAGAUCUGAAGGUAGACCUGGUAAAACAUUGCCGGGAUCUGCUACGGCUGAGGAAGAGCAUCUGUGGCCACGUAAGCCAGCGGGAGGGAUGGCCAGGGCAAAGCUGGGGAGAAAGCAGCCUGCAAGAGGAAUGUCACAUCAUGAGAGAGGAGGUGGAGAGUGUCAACCAGGCAGUACUCACAGCUACCCUGUGCCAAAUCCUCGACACCUUCUUUGAGGAUAAGGAGCCCCUGAGGUACUUAGUUGAAGGUACCCUUAGCCUUGCCGGUACAGGGUGUUUUCCAGCAGGACAAGGAGGAUUUUUGAAGAAGCUUCAGCCCCUCACUACCACCUUCUUCGCACACGCCCAGCAGAUGCUCAGAGUGGCAGACUUUGUUCUGGCCAGGUGCACCAAAACCCAAACCGCUAGAGAAAUUGGGGAGUGGGUAGAGUAUUUGAAGAGACUCCUUGCCAGUCUCCCUCCACUGCUCACAGAAAUGAGCAGAAAUACAGCCCAGAUGAGCGCCGCUGAGCAGCUGCGGUCCUUGUACCACGCGUGGGCCGGAACAACAGAAAGCCUCUUGCGGUGUUUUGAGGAGACGGUCAGCACGCAUGAAUUCCUUAAGCUGUCUGUACAGGAAAUGGCCAAGCACAGGGAAUGGUGUGAAGAGGCCCUGGAGAGGCAGGACGCCGAGGGGCUCUCUUGGCACGCAACUCGCCUCACCAGCUGGGCUCGGUGGGUGGUUGAAGCUACCACCAGGUACGUGGACAGAGCCACAGACCCCAUUUUCAGGAAUGGCUUGCUGGUUUGGGUUGCGCAACUGGCCAGCUCCAGCCUUGAGCUGAAAGCGGUCACAGCCCUUUGUCGGGAGAGACUGCCCUGCCUCCAGACGAGGGAUGUCUUCUUAAAGGCAGCGAGCUGCCUGAUGGAUACAGCUCGCCGUGUCCAAGACGGGCUGGAUGGGUCCAACCACCCAGAUAUCCUCAGCCCUCUCCGGGCACGAGUGCGAAGCACCAAUGUCGCAAAGACAUUUGAACUCAGCCCGUCACAUGCUGGGCUAUCAACCGUCGCCGAUGAGGCUGUGCUGCAAGAAGACAUCUUAGGUCGUCCGUCUCCACGAGCAGGUAACUUACACCCGGGUGUUGUUCCAGGGAAAGGAGACGCGCACCCUGUCAUUACGGCUCUCCUCACAGCAACAAGAGCCCGUGAUAUGGCAGCUAUCAAUGCUGCUUGCUCCGCCUUGCUUGAACUCUCCAACGGCUGUAUCGAUGCGGCAAAGGAAGCGCUGCCGGUUGCCGACUCUCCCCAGAUAGAGACGCUGGGGCAGCACCAGAAGAUUGUAUUAAUGACGGCACGUGUUAUCAGCCUGGCCAGGGAAACAGCCCCACGGCAGCUUUGUUGUCCAGGCAGACUUCUCCAAAUGGCACUCUCACUCUCCGAAAGGAUCCAGGAGACCAAAGAGUGCCUGGCAGCCGUGGCAGGCUCUUGGUAUAGUCUGUCUCAGCAAGUAUUUGGCUUUAUCUUGUCUGCUGACUUUCUGAGAGGCAAACAGGCUUUGGACGAGACCAUGAUGGGUUUAGCAGGAGCAGUUCGGUUAGCAGGAGACAUUGCCUGUAGUAAGGGAAAUCCCGCUUCCUCCGAUGUCUGGGAGAGCUUUCUACAGGUCCGAGCCAAGUAUUCACGUGCUCAGAUGAACACCAAAGUGUUACUUGAGAAAGCAGUGUCCUUCGAGGGCUCCUGCAGGGCAGGAGUGGCCAGCCUGGAGCUGCACUGCGUCCAGUGGGCUGUUGGCAUGCACGUCCUGCUGGGCGCUGUGGACCAGUUCAUAGGCAGGGAUGUCCUGUUCCUGAGGGAGCUGCGGAGCGCCGUGAAGAACAAGCUUUGCUCGCAGAGCCUCUUGGCUGCUGUGUCCGAGAAUUCCCUGAGGCUGCAGGAGGCCGCCCGGCUCUCCUCCUUGUCCUGCCCUGAAGAGCAUGGUCGCAGUGAAAUCCUCGCGCUCAGGGAAGAGAUAAAGGUGCUAAUGGAAGCACUGCUGGAUGCCUCCAACACCCUCUCGGUCUCCCCACUGUCUGCUGCCAGCUUGUACAUUCGCUUUGAGCUCCUGCAGAGAGACUUGGCCCUCAGGGCCAAGGCAUUAUUGCUCCACCUGGAGAAGGUCAAUGCCGAACACCUGCAGGUCAUCCGAGAUGUCCUUGGACCAGCCCUGUCCCCUCUCUCUCCAGAGGAGAGGGAGAGGAGCAGAGAGGCCUUUGAAGAGAAGGCCAGUCGGCUCAUGGCUAACAUUCAGUGGGUCAAAACCACCCUCCAAGACCUUCUGGAGGCCAGCACUCAACUGCAAUCGCAGGAGAACCUGCUCUCCAUGGCAGACCACCUCCUGGUCCUCACGUCUGAUGCAGUGGGCAGUGCCGGCCAGCUCUUUCAGAGCCACCGGGACGAAGGACAUCUCCACCUAGACAGCAUUGUCUGGUACUGGUCAGCAACGGCACACUACCUCGUCACGCAGCUUCAGGCUGUCCGGGGCAUCAGCGGACGCGUUCUGCAGCUCAUCAGACAACGCCUGCAGAACGCAGGGGACCAGCGCCCUCCAAGACAACGCAGCAGCACAGCCAAGCUCUUCCCAGCCCGAGAGCUUGACGCCCUGAGCCACGCCAAGUCAACAGAAACUUGCCCAAGCAGGAGCGGACGAGCACGCGGAGCUGCCAGGGAGGCAGGUGAAAAGCACCAGAAUGGUCCUCCCAGCAUCUUCCUCGCCAGCAGCCCUGUGAAGCAGGAGAGAGAGGACAGUGACACAUGGCAGGGCAGCCCCUGCAAGAUGUCCCAGGUCACCAAGGACAUGGCAACGAGGAUACUUCACAUGACUCAGUUCCUCAGGAAGAAGGGCCCCAUCAUGAGCAAGGACCAGCUCGUCGCCUGCGCAAGGCAAAUUGCUUCCGAUGGGCAGGUGCUCGUUAAAUUUGGCCGCAUCGUUGCGAAGCACUGCCUCGACAAGAGAUGCUCCGCAGAGCUGCUGUGCGCCACAGAGCAGACCCACACCAUCAGCAGCCAGCUCGGCAUCGUGGCCAGGGUAAAAGCAGUCACUGCAGAGAGCAAGUCCUCUUCCGAGCUGCUUGUGAGCAACGCGCAGAACCUCAUUCAAGCGGUUUUGCAUGUUCUGAAGGCAGCCGAGGCAGCAUGUGUCAAAGGUUUGCAACAGCCCCCACCUGACUCUGAAGAAGAAGAAGUAGCUGCUUUCUGCGUGCAGUGGAGAAAAAACUUGUUGUGGCAUAGAGCCACGGAGUCCUUAAACUCAGACAGGGAUGAAUUAGGCCUCCGCAAGACUCGAGCAAGAGCUGAGCCCAGCCUGAUGGCUAUGGUGCAAGAACAAUCACCUCAGAGCAAGAAAACCCCCCAAGCCUCCAACACCUAUUAAAGGACAUACGAUUAUGGACAGCCACCCGUAAAAACAGGAAGGGACUUCUGCAAAAACAGGAGGGGGACUGCAUCGCUAACCGGCCUCAGCAGCAAGAACGCAGCCCGUGCUGCAUUCCUCGCGUCUCUUCUGCUAGAGCUGCUCUCACAGGAGGACUGAGAGUGCAAGGCCUGAAAAGGUUUUUGCGUGCCGGUUGCUCCUCCUGUGGCAAAUUCCAGCCUGCAGAGACACCGCUUCCUUUUGGCGACUGAACAAAGAGAAGAAUAAACUGAUGCCACACGCUAGCGUGUUUCAUAAGAGGCCUCUUGUCCAGAUGGCGUUUGAAGUUGAGUAAUAAGAUGUGAUACCAAGCUGCAGAGGACACGGGAGCUGGGGAAGAGCUGUAAGACCCAGUCAAAGGGAAAACAGAAGGUUUCCUGUUCAGUAAAACACCAUUCACCGAUCUUUGUUAUGUGGCACGGGAAUCACUCUGAAACCUUGAAUCAAUGGCCACCGAGCGGGGCUACAAUUCUUUCUAUUGAUAUACUGCGUGCCCCGUCCAGCUGUGAGCCUGCUCAUAUAUAGUCAGUCAGGCUUUUUUUUCUUUACAUUGCUAUAGGAAAGACAGCAUUUAAUAAGGUACCUUCAUUAUAUUUCUUUCAAUAACUGCCAGUUCUGUGUUAUUCAGCGCCCA
Grus americana (Whooping crane) is the source of this 4510-nucleotide messenger RNA. RefSeq lists its product as uncharacterized. The transcript has 5 exons. Gene Ontology annotation, molecular function: beta-catenin binding; actin filament binding. The record is from RefSeq and is a predicted model, not a curated record. Gene Ontology annotation, biological process: cell-cell adhesion; cell migration. NCBI's taxonomy places the organism in Eukaryota, Metazoa, Chordata, Aves, Gruiformes, Gruidae. Gene Ontology annotation, cellular component: catenin complex; adherens junction. The coding region runs from base 1 to 3837 and encodes 1278 amino acids.